GAGCUCCACGGGGUUCGGCCGCGGAACCUCCUCACGGUACUUGGGGCAUGUCCACGUGUUCCCCGGGGUGGAGGGACGCCGCUCCCCUCAGAGGAGCAUCGUAGGAUGGCGCUUAGCGAAGCAAAUUUCACGUGUUGGUGGGGGAAGCGGCCCUGGGGAUUGCAUUAAUAUUUUUUUUUUAAACAAAAAGAAAAAGGGAGGAGGGCUAGUGACAAAAGCGCUGACUGUGUAAAAUCGUUUAUCUUUCGUAUAACCUCCAUGGAAGAAGCCUUCCUUGAAGGAGCGAGGUAUGUUACUUCAUGACACGUCUCACCUUAAUCAAAAAGGUGAUGUGACAGAGCAGGUCGACUGCUGUGCAUCCACUUAGCUUAUGUACAGUUCGUGUUCCAGUAAAGACAGUAUUUCUCCACACUUCCUUACCCUUGGAAAUAUUUCCAUGCAAGCUGCUACGCUGUCCGUGACGUGCCUUCCCGAGCUCAGGAAUCCUGCAAGAAGGUAUUCAGUAGCUUUAUUCAGAGCACACAUCAGAGGGCUUGGAUGUUCUCCAUCUUGAAUUUGUUUUAUUUAACUUCACCUCAGGAGAACACUGGACCUGAAAAUAUCUGGGAUGUGUACAGUAAGGAUGGCCCCCAGAGGAAAAAACGGAAGUCUGAAGUUGCAGAAGUGGACAAGCAGUUAGAUAUCCUGGCUAUUGGUACAGCAGUUGGUAGCAUUUUGUUGUACAGCACAGUAAAAGGAGAAUUACACAGCAAGCUAGAUGGUGGUCAUGACAAUAAAGUAAACUGUGUGAGAUGGCAUCAAGACAACUGCUGCUUGUAUAGCUGUUCAGACGACAAACACAUUGUGGAAUGGAACACACAGACCUGCAAAGUAAAGUGCAAGUGGAAAGGCGACAAUAGCAGUGUCACCUCUCUAUGCAUCAGUCCAGAUGGGAAAAUGCUGCUGUCAGCUGGUAGAACUAUAAAACUGUGGGACCUGGAGACCAAAGAAGUCUACAGACAUUUCACAGGCCAUGCUACGUCAGUGUCAUCAUUAAUGUUUACGACGGUGAAACCUAUGAAUGAAAGUAAGCCCUUUGAUGGAAUUACAGGGCUUUAUUUUUUGUCUGGAGCUAUACAUGACCGAUUACUGAGUGUAUGGCAGAUCAGAUCAGAUAGGAAAGAAAAGAAUGCUGUCAUGUCUUUCACAGUAACAGAUGAACCAACUUUUAUUGACCUGACUGUAUCAGAAGUCAAAGAAGAGCCUGUGAAGUUAGCAGUUGUGUGCAGAGAUGGACAGUUGCAUUUGUUUGAACAUAUCUUAAAUGGUUAUUGCAAAAAACCCUUAACAUCAAACUGUACUGUCCAGAUAGCAACGCCUGGAAGUGAUGGAGACUCCACACCAAAACCAGUCCCUAUUCUAGCAGCUGCAUUUUGCGCAGACAAACAGUCUCUGCUGCUUGUGUAUGGAAACACCUUACAGCCCAUCAUAGAGAAAGUGUCUUUGAACACCACUGAAUCCCACGUAUGUUUGAUACGGGACAUCCAGAAAGUGUUGUCACUUAAAACAGAUGUUGCUCUGACAAAGGUAAAGACACCUGUUGUGAACUCAGACACCAAAGUUCUAGUGCCUGGCAUUCCAGGACAUAGUACAGCUGUCAAAACUCCAUCAUCAGGAAAGGAGAAGAAGAAGAGCAAGAGGAAACCAGGAGAGACAGAGGAGAGCAUUGAGGAGCGCCUGGGGGCGCUGGAUAUCGACGUGAGCAAAGUCAAGACACCCGGGGGCCUUCCGCAGACAGACAGCUUAGCAGUGCUUCUGGUUCAGGGCUUGGAGAGCAACGAUGCAGAAAUCUUAAAUAGAGUGCUUAACACAAGAAAGGAAAAUGUAAUAAAGAACACAGUAGCCAGAAUGCCUAUACAUGCUGUCAUUCCAUUGCUGCAUGAGCUUACGAAGAGAUUGCAGGGCAAUCCAUAUAGUGCCUCUCUAAUGGUUCGAUGGCUGAAAUCUGUUUUUACUCUACAUGCGUCCUACCUUUCCACAUUGCCAGACCUUAUUCCUCAGCUGGGAAUGCUCUAUCAGUUAAUGGAGAGCAGAGUAAAAACUUUGCAAAAGCUUUCACGUCUGCACGGAAGACUCUUCAUUCUUGUCACCCAGGUUGCGGCGUCGGAAGCAGUUCAGGAUGUAGCUGAGGUGAAUCAGACUGCAAAGCUAGUAUACGAGGAUGAAUCCUCAGAGGAGGAAGUCUCAGAUGAUGAGAUGAUUGCAGAUAAAGACUCUGAUGAAAACUGGGACGAAGAUGAGGAAAGAGAGGAGCAGUCUGAUGAACAAGACAUGACUGUUGAAAAGGAAAUCAAUGGUGAUUCUGAUUUGGAACCAGAAAAUGAAAGUGAAGAGGAAUAACAACACAAAAGAAUUUUACCAGUUAAACAAGUGGGCCACCAAACUCUCUAAUUCUGGAUCAUCUUGCUGAAAGAUGCCACGUUUGCAUAUAGGGAGUGCAGACUCUUGCACAGCCUGUGUGCAGUGGCACAUGUGGGGCACUGUGCGCUUCAGAAUCCAGAAUGUUUAACCAUGCCAGCCUUCUCUCACCCUAUUUCCCUGUGCUUACUUAUAGAAACAUUUCUUCCACCUCAUGGUCAGAUUAUGCCUGUCAUGUGGACACGCAUUUGUAUCUCAAGUGAAAUAAAUCCACCACCGAUGUUUGUGUGGUAAACUUG
Molecule: messenger RNA, 2696 nt
Organism: Colius striatus (speckled mousebird)
Lineage: Eukaryota; Metazoa; Chordata; Aves; Coliiformes; Coliidae
Gene: WDR43
Product: WD repeat domain 43
Exons: 18
Coding region: 538-2379 (613 amino acids)
Biological process (GO): maturation of SSU-rRNA from tricistronic rRNA transcript (SSU-rRNA, 5.8S rRNA, LSU-rRNA)
Cellular component (GO): nucleolus
Molecular function (GO): protein binding
Source: RefSeq, a predicted model, not a curated record